Messenger RNA from Dacryopinax primogenitus, 1003 nucleotides. RefSeq lists its product as uncharacterized. Bases 452 to 790 code for a protein of 112 amino acids. Lineage: Eukaryota; Fungi; Basidiomycota; Dacrymycetes; Dacrymycetales; Dacrymycetaceae. The record is from RefSeq and is a predicted model, not a curated record. The transcript has 4 exons.
GCGGCUUUGACCUAGCGAGGAUACUGGCGUCGGCAUUCUCGAGGCGCAGGCAGCGGAAGGCGACUAGUCCUUAUUGUCACGCUUGUCUGUUGUUGGAAGGGGAGAACGGGUAACCUGUAACUGCAGCGUUCUUCUCUUGGGCCUGGGUCAUGGCCAGCGGCGCUCGAGCGGUGUCAACCAACCAACGACGGACGAAUGGCUUAGUCCUACCUGGAGCGGAAGACGCCGCCGCUGAGUACAGAGAUCGCGGUAUCGAUCGUAACGGGAUAAGAUACAGUAGACGGGUCCAGUACUGUCGUUUUCAAGAUCGGUCAAACGAGAUACGAUAAGUCGGCGAGGAAGACCUUCGGGCCGGCUUGUGGAUAUCGUAACACCACGAUCGACGGUCAUCGCAGGGCCUUGGAGACGUGGAUUUGACAGCCGUCGGAGACCCAAGGCAGCCGUGAAUCAAAUGCGGUCCCUCUUGUCUGACGCCUUCCUGCUACCCCGUGGAACCGCACGAUCUCCACCGUCCAAGGACCCAUCCACUGUCCAACUCACUCAUGCACCCUCCACUGCCACCGUUGCCGUCACCGCCGGCGCCGUCAUCCCAGUUCCAGCCCCAGAGCCGGAUGCACGAGCCGAAACCACCCUCUUAGGCCUUGCGACGCGUGGAGGGAGCUUGAGCGCCGCUGCUUUGGGUCCUAUUUCUGGCAGUGCAGGUUGGAGGUACAGCUUGACUGCGUUUGCCUUUGCUCGCAGGAGACUGGAGGGUACUGAUUCAGGUGCACAGAUGCCAAAUAGCAAAUAACGGGACCUCCCCGCCGAAGAGGGAGCAAGCACAGGGAGGUCAUAAGACAGCGCCGUAACAUAUAUCCUUCCGAGCUCAGACUCGAACGAGAACCCCGUGUCGUCUUCCGCUUCCCCCUCUUCGUCGACUUCCUUCUCAGCCCGAUCCCGCUCCUUCGACUCCCUCGCCCAGGCUUCGCUCACCACUCCAGCAAGAACGUUCGCCCAGUCUCGC